CAGGGGCCAAGAUAUAUGUCAACAGAGACUCAUGCAAGAUAUCAUGCAAUGCCCAAUAUGCAAAGUAAGUUUCUGAAUAGCUCUAGCUAUAGCAGUUCUAAAUUGUUCUUCCUAGAAGCCCAGUAUAUAAGGAUCAUCUCUUAUUGAUCCAGUGUUACUACAGGAGGAAAACUAAACUAAACUAACUUCAUUUAUACUGGAUAGCUCUCACAGUUCUAAACUGUUCUUCCUAGAGGUCGAGUAAGAGUCAUUUGUGUCUGAUCUGUCGAUUAUACUUGAUUGAUUUUAACUACAGGGGUAUGCUCCUCCAGAAAAAAUCGAGAUCUAGAAUCUCUAAAAUGGCAUUUCCUCCAUUGUGAGGAAGAUUUCAAAUGACUACCUCAACGAUUGAAACUGAUCGUAAACGCCCACAGCAACUGUUUCCAGUUACGACCGCUGUAAAAAAUCAACCCGUCUGCAUUUAUAAGGCUGCAUGUUGGGUUGUUUUGAAUUUUUAAAUUACCCGCUACGAGUCGAUAGAGCACAUUUUCACUGAAGAUAUUUAGCUGUGACUUUUUGAAGUAGUAAGUUUUAUAUUUAAUUAAAUUGAAACGGUAUGAACACUAAUCAACUUUACUUUUAAGUUAACACUUCAAGAAAGACUGUUGGUCGAAAAGAAGGAUCUGGUUUCACACAUGCGUACAACGACGAGCCGAUUACACAUCGACCAAAAGAUGCUUACGACAGUUCGUAUCAGGUGACACUUCCUAGCAAUUCUCUCGCAACUUAUGUCACUAAGUUUAAAGCUGGUUUACACUAUCAAAGUUUCUGUGAUCACGGUAGGAAUCUCCAGGGUGCAAUAAUUCAAGAUUAUAGUCGUACUUGACUGGUACGCCAAUUGUUGUUGCCGCAUACCUGCGCUAGAACAAACUCAGUACUCAAUGUGUACUAAGUCAUUUAAAUAAGGUUAAUUAUACAGAUUUCUGAAAAGUAUGUUCAGACUACGAGGUAGAAAAAGAAGCAUAAUUGCAUACACAAACAAUCGACUCCAACGUUUCUUAGUGCCAUCAGUGCAAUCAUGUUUCAUGCCAAGACAUCUCAGACACAUGAUAUACCAACUAAAUUACGGUAUUGAAUACCUUGGACUUGGAAAGGUCAUGUGGUACCAGCAAAAAGUAAGUACGCAGAUAGCAAGAGUUCCGCGUACCUACGUGGUACUUGGCUGAAAACAAAGAAGUACCAGACCGUAAUAUUGGCGUACCUCCGGUAUGUAAGUACGCGAAUUAUCGCACCCUGAAUUUUGCAACGGAAUUUUGAAGGAUUUGCAAGAAAUGUUUGAGGGAACUGGCUUGUGUUUAACACUGAAUCGGUUCAUUCAAACCUUUCUUACAAAUCCUUUAAAACUUAGAAUUAAACCGAUGCAAAAUUCCUACUGUGAUCACAGAAACUUUGAUAGUGUAAAUGAGCUUCAAGAGUUCUUCGCUCAUGUCAUAAAUAUGAUUCUGUUCCUCUUAGCUUAUUUCGUUAUCAAGACCAACAGGAAUGAGUGUGAUGAAAACAUCGUUUUUGCCUUCCGUGUUUUGUGAUGUAAGUAAACUAUAGCCAAGAAACAUUGUGCGCUAACCAUGUUUCCCAAAGGUGGACAAGCCAGAAAAAUAUUGCCGGAAACAUUCCCAUGUGAAGCUAAUGCUUGCACGUGGUAUUUCUAAGAACAAACGCACUAAGUCUUGUGUUUCUGAAAUAGUGAAUUUGUUUCUGAAACUCAUUAAUUCAUGAAGAAACACAAAUGAAGAAGGUCUGUAUAAAAAAUUUAGUCGAAGCCAGAAUGGGCAAUUCCAGCUAUAGAUUAAAUUUUGAUCUAGGCAAGAAGAACAAAAUCCAUCGCCACAGCUAGAAAGGGCAUGUUAAAAUUAGUAAAGUUCCAAAGUUUGGCCGCGAAAUGUUGUAAAAUGAGGAGAAUAUACAGUAGCCCUGCGAAAUUUGCUAAUUUUGUAUUAAUUUGUAUUACGCGCGGGAAAAUGCACUACAUUUGGGCCGAAAGUGGUGCAAAUUCCCGUGCGUAUAAUACACAAAUUAAUACAAAAUUUGCAAAUUUCGCAGGGCUAUAUAUUUUCCUCAUUUUACAACAUUUCGCGGCCAAACUUUGCAAUUUUAUACUAAUUUUUACAUGCUCUUUCUAGCUGUGGUGAUGGAUUUUGUUCGUGUUUUCCCGUAAUUUAUUUGUUUGCAAAUAUAGCGCCCCAUAUUUCUCAAGAUUUUGUUGAAAUCCCAAUCGAUAUUGAAAAAUAAUAAAUAAUUGAAGCUGGGUCUUGUAGAUGGAACUUAUCGAGUGGAAAUUUAUAUACAUUUACUAGACUGUUUCCAGUUGAUUGCGACAUUUCCCUAUUUCCCCUUAUAAAGAUCUGAGCAAGCUUUGGUUUGUUUUGAAAAUGACUCUGAAAUAGAGUCGAAGUGUCCAUAAUUUGUGUCUUGGUUUCUUUAAAUACAUGUAGCUCAUAUCUUGAGUGUAAAACAUGGCAUUAUUAUUAGGAGUAUGUUUUUUCCUGAUAUUUCUUAUAUUUUAUUUUAUACCAGGGCAAAGAACGGUUGCCGAUUUUACCUCGAAAUGCAGAGCGCACAACUGGAUUCACAAGAGAAGCCAUGGGCAAGCCUGCAUUUUAUUUGCCCAACAAGGAAAAGGUUUGCACCUACAGUAUAAUAAAGCUUUGUAGGUGAAAAUUUCCGCGAAGCUCUAUGUUUACAAUUGCGACCUGAAGCCGCGUAUGAAUUCAUUUGUUUUGAUUUCUGAAAACAGCACGGUUUAUUCAUUUGGCAAAGCCUCCGUCCGCUAGCCCGGCACUAUAUCAGGGGGAUCCAUCCAAAAUUUUGAAAAUCAGGUGUCCCUCAUUGGCUAAAUUAAAAUGCAUUUGCCCUACAACAUUUGUCACAUCAUUCUAUAGUCCAUACAUUUAUACACUAUCCCACUAUUAAGAUGAAUGUGCAGCACUUUCUAUUGCUUAGAAUUUUCCUGUGAAGUUCUUCUUUUAUCUAAAUUAUUACAAUUAUCAAAGGUCGUAGGUUCGAUUCCCACCGUGGCCAGGCAUAUUUUUCAAGCUUGCCCGGUGUGGAUAUACACUCAGAGUAACAUCACAAACAUCAUAUUCACCUGAGUACAUAACACCAAUGUUCACAGAAAAAAAUCAUAACUAUCUAUAUUUUUCUUUUCUUGGGGAAAUAUUUUCUGGGAACUUUUACACUUUUCCGCCCCUGCAUGGUAAAAUGGUAAAUUACUUUAAAUCGUGGGAAUUUCACUCGACAGAACAAAAUGGAUUUUUUUUUAAUGGGUGGUAUCUUAAAAACAUCAACGGCUUCAAAAACUUGUACAUAAAGAAAUAUAUACAAGUUUUUGAAGCCCUUGAUGUUUUUAAGAUAUCACCCUUAUAUUGUACGUAAUACCUCGGAGUGUAAUAUGCAUAAAACACUGACCUGUUUCUUCUCAUCAGUUCCAAUAAUUUUUUUUCAGGUUUUCACAGAAUUGAACGAUAUCCCAUCUUUGGUUCAGGAUCGCAUCAAGAAAGAACAUCCAACAGAAUACUUGAAUUUGACCAACCCCAAUAACAAAUCCAGGUUGAUAUUGGUAGCGUUCUAAAACAAAACAACAUACUAUACUGAAACAUCUAUUACGAAACCAACUAUACUUCAUCAGUUCUAAACUGUUCUCCCUGGAGGUCCAGUAAGAGUAAUCUCUUAUUGAUCUAGUGUUAUUACAAUAGGAAACCUAAACUAAACUAACUUUAUUUAUCCUGGAUAGCUCUAUCAGUUCUAAACUGUUCUUCCUAGAGAUCCAGUAAGGAUCCUCUCUUAUUGAUCCAGUGUUACUACAGGAGAAAACCUAAACUAAACUAACUUUAUUUAUACUGGAUAGCUCUAUCAGUUCUAAACUGUUCUUCCUAGAGAUCCAGUAAGGAUCAUCUCUUAUUGACCCAGUGUUACUGCAGGAGGAAACCUAAACUAACAUUACUUAUACUGGAUAGCUCUAUCAGUUCUAAACGUUCUCCCUAACACAUUCAAUUCCGUUCUAUAGUAUCACAAGCAAAACCUUCACAGGCCUACAACAGAACCACCCGAGUUUAGCGCAGCGCCUUGCCAACAGCAAUAUAGGAAGCAAGGUAAGUUUAUGAGAAGAAAUAAAUUAAAAUCCAACUUCUAUUAAAAUUAAAGUUUUUCUCUUUCGCUGUUUGUUUUUUUUAGGAACUAACAGGUUUCACAGAGAAUAACUGUCAGUAUGUUGAACAUUUUGAAACACCAGAAACACUGAGUCGCUUUAAGACACAUUAUGACUCGCAGUAAGUAUCAUGCAGACGUAGUACAUGUUCUUGAAUGUAGGCUACCUUAAAGUGAUCUGAUGUUGUACAGAACUCAUGUGAGUAAAGUUACGUCUCUCUGAGUUAAGCAUGGUUAGAUCAUGCAGAGGUAGUACAUGCUCUUGAAUGUAGAUUACCUUAAAGUGAACUGAUGUUGUACAGAACUCGUGUGAGUAUAGAGUUAAGUCUUUCUGAGUUAAGCAUGGUUAGAUCAUGCAGAGGUAGUACAUGUUCUUGAAUGUGGGUUACCUUAAAGUGAUCUGAUGUUGUACAGAACUCAUGUGAGUAUAGAGUUAAGUCUCUCUGAGUUAAGCAUGGUUAGAUCAUGCAGAGGUAGUACAUGUUCUUGAAUGUAGGUUACCUUAAAGUGAACUGAUGUUGUACAGAACUCAUGUGAGUAUAGAGUUAAGUCUUUCUGAGUUAAGCAUGGUUAGAUCAUGCAGAGGUAGUACAUGUUCUUGAAUGUGGGUUACCUUAAAGUGAUCUGAUGUUGUACAGAACUCAUGUGAGUAUAGAGUUAAGUCUCUCUGAGUUAAGCAUGGUUAGAUCAUGCAGACUGGGGUAGUACAUGUUCUUGAAUUAGCGCUUGUAAGGAUUUUAUUUUAUAUUUUUUCGAUACAAACUCUAUCUAUUCUACUGAGUAUCACUUCUUCUCGCUAGAUUCCAGGACAGAAAUCCGACAGGAGAAGCUCGGCUAGGCCGGACAGCCGGUCAUGUGAUGCCGUUACCACUCGACGGUUUCACCAAAUCUACCAAGGUGGAUAAUUUCGGUCCACAGUUCAACACGACGAAACAAAUACAAAACUUGCAGCCUUAUGUUGCCAGGUAAUUCUUAUUUAUGACACUAUUUAUCAGUGCCCAUUCAGCGCUAAACUGUUCUCAAACCCCGGUCAUGGAUUUAAACGGAUAAACCUAUCCUGUAUAAAUUAAGCUUAGGUUUCCUCUUGUAGUAACACUGGAUCAAUAAGAGAUGAUCCUUACUGGACCUCUAGGAAGAACAGUUUAGAACUGAUAGAGCUAUCCAGUAUAAAUAAAGUUAGUUUAGUUUAGGUUUCCUCCUGUAGUAACACUGGAUCAAUAAGAGAUGAUCCUUACUGGAUCUCUGGGGAGAACAGUGUAGAACUGAUAGAGCUAUCCAGUAUAAAUUAAGUUAGAUUUAAACUUCUAACGGCGUUUUCAUUUUGCAGAAGUAUCAAAGCACGUGAUCCGCUGUUUGACGACCACACCCAUGACACAAAGUUUCACGUGAUCAAGGAGAUGCACACGUGAUCAAGCAUCCAUGGCAAUUUCUUAACAGUCGAAUAUUCAGAUGGAAUUUGAUAUAAAAAAGAACUCGUUAUCAUAAUACGAGAGGAAAUGAGUUUCUGCUAUUACACGCAACAUAGUCAAAACAGUUGAACAUUAGUAAUCUUUUAAUAGGUUUUUUCUGUGUGAAAAAUUUGUUCAAAUUUUAAAGAAAUAUAUUGAUGAGACUCAUUUUUCAUUGUAUUUCAAAAUAAUAAAAACGUGUUAGUAGCUAGUAUUUUCUUGGGAUUUUCAUAAAAGUAAAAAUCCGAUCAUUUUAGUUAAAGGAUAUUGGCAAUAAAAAAUUAGUUUAUCUCAUUCAAAAUAACUCAUAAAAUUAUAUAUUAAACUCUAUAUAACCAAUUUGUCAUAUAUUGCUUAGUUCUCGAAAUAUUUAGACCGAAAUUAAUGAGCUGUCCGCCAUCUUGGACUAAUUCUUGACCUCAUUAACUAUGGUUUUGAUGACGUCAGGAGUUGGGUUAACCAGAUAAAACUACUCUAAAAUGACCG
Messenger RNA from Paramuricea clavata, 6116 nucleotides. The record is from the annotation of a GenBank genome assembly. NCBI's taxonomy places the organism in Eukaryota, Metazoa, Cnidaria, Anthozoa, Malacalcyonacea, Plexauridae.